Bactrocera neohumeralis is the source of this 693-nucleotide messenger RNA. RefSeq lists its product as uncharacterized. Gene Ontology annotation, biological process: regulation of transcription by RNA polymerase II. The transcript is spliced from 2 exons. The record is from RefSeq and is a predicted model, not a curated record. NCBI's taxonomy places the organism in Eukaryota, Metazoa, Arthropoda, Insecta, Diptera, Tephritidae. Gene Ontology annotation, cellular component: transcription regulator complex; nucleus. Bases 1 to 693 code for a protein of 230 amino acids.
AUGGACAUUGACGCGGAAAAAUUAGUGUUUUUGAUCGAGGAAAGGAGCCCAAUAUUUAAUUACAAAAAUAAAGAUCACAAAAAUAAGUUAAUAACGGAAAAACUAUGGGACGAAAUAGCUACAGAAAUGAAUAGUGAAGUAGCAGCAUGCAAAAAUAAAUGGACAAAUUUACGGAACUCAUAUUCGAGGUAUUUGAGGGAAGAAAAAAACAAACCAUAUAGAUCGAGUGGUAAGCAGAAGCGGAAAUGGUACUUGGCUGAUGCAAUGUCUUUUUUAAAAGAGUUUGUACAUCAGCAACGUGAAAUGCGCAGUAAUUUACCUGUAAAUAGCCCUGAUGUCGAAGAGCAAACUGCCGACAUGUCGCAAAAUGAUUUUACGGAUGCAGUAAGUACUGACAAAAGCAGUCCAAUACCAACGAAAAAGAGUAAGAUAUCUAUAUCUGAGAUGAUAGCAGGACCAAUGAUUGAGUUCCUAAACUCCAAAACGAAGCAGAAACCAAAAGAAAAUGGAAAUGAAUUAUUUUUUAAAAGUUUGCUGUCUGAUUAUGAAAAACUCUCCAGUAAAAGGCAAAGACUAUUCAGAAUGCACAUGAUAAAGGAAAUGAAUAAAUUUCAAGAAGAAGAGGAAAAUGAAUAUUUAAGUAGCUCAACGUCAUCGUCGGUCAAGGGAUUAUCUAAUGUGGUAUAUGAAUAA